UUUUAUUUUUCUUUCUAGAGGCUAGUUUGAAAGCUAGAAAUUAGUUUGGUUGAUGAGAAGAGUAUUGUCACUAUUCAUUAUUUCCAGUUACUACUUGAUAAAUAGUGGAAGAAGGAAUUCAUGUGCUUGGAUUGAGUUUUUUUUCCUUCUAGGAAAAUUUAAAGUUUCAGAUAUAAACCACAUACAUUAACUUUUAUGUGAUGGGGACACACAUCAGAUAAUCUUUCUCAAAGCUUUUUUUGGUGGAGUGAUGGGAGGCAGAAUUUUGGGAUAUAAGUACAUCUGGAAAAGGAGACUCUUCAAAAAUAUUCUUCCUGCUUUAGCCACGAGCUUUGAAAUUGCCUUGCCAGCUUGGGUAGUUGACCAGAAAAAUUCAAUUUUGGUUCUCCUUGUAUAUGGAUUGGCAUUCAUGGUUAUCCUUCCCGUUGUUGUGGGCUCAUGGUGGUACCGCACAAUAUGCUAUAGUGGAGACCAGAUUCUAAUACGCACAAUGCAAAUUUAUACGUAUUUUGUUUAUAAAACCCGAAAUAUGGAUAUGAAAUGUCUUAUCAUGGUAUUGGCUGGAGCCUCUGAAUUUGAUCCUCAGUGUAAUAAAGAUGCCACAAGCAGACCAACAGAUAAUAUUCUAAUACCUCAGCUAAUCGGAGAGAUUGGAAGCAUUAACUUAAAGAAGAAUGAGCCUCCACUCACCUGCCCGCAUAGCCUGAAGGCCAGAGUUCUUUUACUAUGUCAUCUUGCAGGAAUGAAAAUCCCCGAGACCCUUGAAGAAGAUCAGCAAUUUAUGCUGAAAAAAUGUCCUGCCCUCCUUCAAGAAAUGGUGAAUGUAAUCUGCCAACUGAUAAUAAUGGCCCGGAGCGUGAAGGGCAGAAGGAAGGAGGGGUUUGUGCUCAGAAGGGAGUUUCGUGCUCCAACUUUGGCGUCCCUAGAGAACUGCUUGAAGCUUUCCCAGAUGGCCAUGCAGGGCCUCCGGCAGUUCAUCCCUCUGCUGCAGCUCCCCCACAUCGAGGAGGACAACCUCAGAAGGGUCUCCAAUCAUCAAAAGUACAAAAUUAAAACUAUCCAGACCUUGGUGAGUUUAAAAGAAUCAGAUCGUCACCAUCUACUACACUUCCUUGAAGAUGAGAAAUAUGAAGAGGGGAUGGCCGUCCUUGGGAGUUUCCCGUACGUCACGAUGGACAUCAAGUCACAGGUUCUGGAUGACGAAGACAGCAACGACAUCACAGUGGGGUCCCUAGUGACGGUGUUGGUGAGGCUGAUGAGGCAGACGAUGGCAGAAGUAUUUGAAAAGGAGCAGUCCAUCUGUGCCGCAGAGGAGCAGCCGGCAGAAGACGUGCAGGGCGACGCCAGCAAGAGCAGGACAAGAGGAGGAUGGCAGCAGAAGAGUAAAGGACCCAAGAAAACAGCUAAAUCAAAAAAAAAGCCUUAAAAAAAAAAGCCUACACCUGUGCCCUUACCACAGUCAAAGCCACAGAAACAGAAGCAGGCAAAUGGAGACGUUGGGAGUGAAGCGGCCGUCAAGGACGACGACGAGGAGGUUUCGGUCAAAGGCAGUGAGUCUGAGGACGAAGAGACCGACCGGGAGUCCCGGAGCGGGAGGGACGGCGGCAGCGAGCGGGACCCCGAGGGACAGCAGGACGGGAAGCAGAGCAGGGACGACGGAGCCGAGUGGCGGGAACUGCAGCAGAGUGUACAGCGCAAGGAGCGGGCGCUGCUGGAGACCAGGCCCCAGAUAACGCACCGUGUACACUGUCUUUUCUCUUUGCAGGAAAAACAAGAAUGGUGGUGGCUUUAUAUUGCAGAUAGGAAGGAACAGACGUUAAUAUCUAUGCCAUAUCAUGUGUGUACACUAAAAGACACUGAGGAGAUAGAACUGAAGUUUCCUACACCAGGCAAGCCUGGAAAUUAUCAGUAUACAGUGUUUCUGAGAUCAGACUCUUAUAUGGGUUUGGAUCAGAUUAAGCCAUUGAAGUUGGAAGUUCAUGAGGCUAAGCCUGUGCCAAAAAAUCACCCGCAGUGGGAUACAGUGAUAGAGGGGGACGAGGACCAGGAGCACAGUGAGGGCUUCGAAGACAGCUUCGAGGAGGAGGAGGAAGAUGAUGACUGAGCAGUGCGGGGAAGGGGCCACAGGGUUUGCAGAUAUACUUGCAAAUUUGUGUUCUUUUGGAAAUGUCUAAUAAACCAGAAAGAGUGCUGAACUGAUGUUGAGGGAAGUGUUAGUUCCUGAAAUGGGUGCAUAACCAGACAGUGGUGGUGCCCCGGUACAGUCGGAAUGUGCUGAAGGCUUGUUAGGGCCUCUCAAGUUUGGGAUGGUGCAUUUAUUUUGUCUGCAAAUUAUAAUAAACCCUUUGUUACAACUGUCAGGAGGUCUUGAAGGAUGGGCAGAAAAGGUGGGCAGUUG
Molecule: messenger RNA, 2398 nt
Organism: Manis pentadactyla (Chinese pangolin)
Lineage: Eukaryota; Metazoa; Chordata; Mammalia; Pholidota; Manidae
Product: translocation protein SEC63 homolog
Biological process (GO): post-translational protein targeting to endoplasmic reticulum membrane; SRP-dependent cotranslational protein targeting to membrane
Cellular component (GO): Sec62/Sec63 complex
Molecular function (GO): transmembrane protein transporter activity; RNA binding
Source: RefSeq, a predicted model, not a curated record